This is a messenger RNA of Morone saxatilis (striped sea-bass), 4446 nucleotides long. RefSeq names its product SUN domain-containing protein 2. Gene Ontology annotation, molecular function: protein-membrane adaptor activity. Gene Ontology annotation, cellular component: meiotic nuclear membrane microtubule tethering complex; nuclear envelope. Lineage: Eukaryota; Metazoa; Chordata; Actinopteri; Moronidae. Gene Ontology annotation, biological process: nuclear envelope organization. The transcript is spliced from 16 exons. The coding region runs from base 303 to 2228 and encodes 641 amino acids. The record is from RefSeq and is a predicted model, not a curated record.
UCUGCUAACCGUCCCCAGUUGUAGCGGAGGAACCUCCGAGCUGUCACAACACGCGUCAACCCCGCAGUCAUGGCAUCCAGCUCCCUACUUGUGGAAAUCCAGGACUAACAGACUAACUAGCGAAGUUGUUGUUUUAUCUUCUGUGUCCGAGUUGAGCGGAGUGGAGAUGAGUGUGUGAACGGAGGAGGGGCUAACGUUAGAGAGAGGAUUAUCGUUUCCUCACAGAGAAUUUGACAGUAAACCACUAACUAGGCUGUUGGUGUUUUCGUUCAACUGCGACAGACCCGACAGCACAACGAGUCAUGUCUCGUAGGAGUUCUCGCCUGGUGUCCGGCGGCUACUAUAACUCAGAUGAAGAAUCUGAUUCAAGCAGCGUGACAAACAUAUCCUACCGUGAAAACCCUGUCAAGGUUUUCAAGAAGAAGGCGGGUACCCGCAAGGGCCGCUCACAUACCCCCACUAGGACCAACAGCAAUGCUAGUUUUGACAGCCCCGAGCCGUCAACCACUGCAGGCCAGUAUGAUGGCCUGAGUCCUUCCCCCCAGAGCAGUCCGACCCAGCCGAUCACGAGGACCGUACCCUACGUUUCCACCAUAGCCACCCCUCGGCCUGCCCUGACCCCGUCAUCAAGCCGGAGUCAGACGCCCACACGCUGCCCCUCGGUACCUCCAGAGAAGAGCCCCCACGCUGGGCUCUGCAGCUCCAGCAAACCAGGAUUACACUUCAGACCCAACCACAAGGAGCUGAGUCAGAGCGGCGUGGACAGCUCAGGGUACUCGUCCUCUGAGGGCCCUCACAGGAAGCCCGCCGCCGCCAACACCACCAGUAGCACCAGUAGCAACCAUGGUAACAGUGCGGCUCCCAGGACUGGAUACGGAACCAGGAUCAGCAGUGCCUUCUUUAGUCUAAUGGACUCAAUCUCGUUGAUGGCCGUCGCAGUACACUCAAAAAUAAUGCAUCGGGCAGCUUUAGCUAAUACUUCUUCACUCAGCAGUCACAUGAAGAAGGCCUGUGGUCUGCUUCUCCUCCUCCUCUUCUUACUUCUAUGUAUUUGGUUCCUCCUACCUUUGUUGACCUCUUUCCUCUCCCGCAUGACUGCCACAAAGACCCUAUCACAGACAAAACCUAAGAGUCAACCUGUUAUCCCUGCCACUCCUCCUCCUCAACUGAACACCAUGCAUCCUACACCUGUGGUGGAUCCAGCCGUUGUGUCUGCUGCUGUAGAAGCGAAGAUGCGCCAUUUUAUGGGGGAACUGCAGUUGAAGCACGAGGAGCUGCAGCUGAAGCAGGAACACCUUCUCUCCCAGAUGAAGGAGAGACUACAGCUCGAGGUGCAGGACAUGAAAGCCAAGCUUGAGGUUGUGGACUCAGAUGGUCGGAUGCGUCUGGAGCAGGAGCUUGCUGGCUUGGGCAAGCAGAUGGUGGAUUACCAGACAGACAGCCGCUCUGCUGCUGCCAGCCUCAGCCUCAGAAUCCAAGCUUUAGAGGCCCAGAAUGCCGAGCUGUCCCAGGAGUGGUCGUCCAUCAAGCUGAUGCCUCCACCCGCCCCUUGUCCUGAUACCAGCACCAUCCCAGUCCAAAACCAUCUCACCCCAGAGCUCCAACAGGCCAUGGAGAAGUGGCUCACUGACCGUAUCAAGGAGCAGGAUGCUAUCAGGCUUGGUGACAAAGGAGGCUCAGAGUGUGGGCGCCCCAUGGCUGACAAAAUGCCCGACUUUGCACUGGAGACUCAAGGUGCCAGUGUGAUCAGUACCAGGUGUUCAGAGACAUAUCGUAUUCGUUCAGCAUGUGUGACCCUGUUUGGAUUCCCUCUGUGGUACCCAUCUGAAAGCCCACGCACUGUUAUUCAGGGCUACCCAGUGCUGCUCCCAGGGAAAUGUUGGGCGUUUCACGGUGUCCAGGGCACUCUUGUGAUCUCUCUGUCACACCCCGUCACCAUAACUCAUGUGACGCUGGACCACCUGCCGCGCUACAACUCCCCCACCGGACGCAUCGAUUCCGCCCCCAAAGACUUUGAAGUUUAUGGAAUGAAAAAUGACACAGAAGAAGGAACACUGCUGGGGACAUUCACUUACGAUGAAAAUGGAGAGUCAACGCAAACGUUUAAGCUGCCUAAUCCCAGUGACGUGGUGUAUCGAUUUGUGGAGCUGCGUGUCCUCACUAACUGGGGUCAUGUGGAAUAUACGUGUCUUUACCGCUUCCGUGUGCACGGACAGAUCUCUACAUGAGACACAAGACUAACUGACCGUGACGUGACAACUCAUUCCACCAUGUCAGAAAGUGCAUUUGACAUGUACACUAUUUAAAUAGUAAAAUUCUGUUGGUCGGAGGUGUGUUCAGGGCCAAAUGCUACUGAAAAAACCUUUAGUGUUAAAUAAUCACUCCUGUUUUGGUGUUUUUUGAUUGCUUAAUGUGACUGAAAUCAUAAAAGGGUUUGUGCACAAUUUAAAGUGCAAACUUGGCUUUGAAUAACUGUACAGAAUGAAGUGUAAAAUAUGUUUCUAAAAACCAAAAAUCUACCUGGUAAAACCAUUUUGGAGCAUAAAGUUCUGGAAACUUUAUGCUUUUGGCCACACCAGAGUGCCACUGAAUAAAUUUUAACUUGUGUUAUUAUUAAUUAUUGUUGCUAUUUGUUUUUCCAACUUUGCAUUCCUCAUCAAAUGAAAUUUCUUUACAUUAUACCACUGAGCAGCUGCAGUGGACCAGCUGAGUGUUAAAUGUCUUGCUCGAAGGUACUCUAACAAGUGAAAGAAUUAACUUUACUGACCCUGGUUGCAAGCUUGCACACAUCAGCGAUAAAGUGACAUUCAUGAAGUUAAAAGAAUAACAAUCAUUUCUAAAGCACUAAAUUAAUUUCAAUAUUUACUAUCUUUACGAUAUAAAUAUCUAGUUUUUGAAGUUCUCAAUCACACAUGCUAGUUCUGUUGUUUUCGAGAGUGGUUGAAACAGCUGUUACGUCAUUUUUUAUGGGACAACUAUUGGUCGUUGCUGAUGUUGUAACUGAUGGGAUGCACCAUCCUAUGAACAAUAGGAAGAAAUCGUACAGAGGGCAGCAGUGAAUGUUUUUUAAUCAGUAUUGUUUGUUAUUGUUAAGUUAAAUUUGGUUUAAUAUUCCUAUGAAAGAUCAAAUAUGCAGCUUUGUAACUUUUGUUUUCUCUUUUGAACUUGUCAGUUUUGAUUUUAUUACUUGUACUUGAAUACUUGAAACUUCUUUUUCUAACCUGUUUGAAAGAUGUCAUGUUGACUUCAUGACAUCUGUGUUUCUAUUUCCUUGUGCAUAACACCAUUACAUUUUAUAACAACCAGGAAAGAAAGGUGUUAUUUAUUUGUAAGAUGAGAACAUUCAUUUAUGAAUUCAUGUUUCAAGUCAUAUUUUUAUUACUUUUCCAACAUGCCAAGACAUGGUAAAUCAUCAAGUUUACCAUUCAGUGUCUUUAAAAUACAUGUUCACAUAAAUAUUGUUUGGACUGCACACGUCAGAACUGUGUAUUCAGUCAUUUCUCAUGUAGACCUAUUCUUGGUUUCUUUGUUGUGCAGUACAUUUAGACAGGAGGUGGUGGAGAAAAUGAUAGAUAUUAGAAAUUAUGCACUAGAGGUAAAUCCAGGUUAAAUCCAUCAUUUCUUGCUCUUUUCCUCUAUUAGAUACUAGUCUUAAAAGAGAUGUAGAAAAAGGCAAAUGAGAUAGAGAAGCUGUUUUACAAGACAAAAUCAUGUUUUUAACUUUUUGAGUGGUGUGGGUUGGAAAUGAAUUAUUUUGAUAUAAUUUGUGCAGGUUACAGACAUUUAUAAUCUUAAUGUAUUGCAUUUUAUAUUUAAACUGAUAAUUCAAGGUAAUACAAGAACACAGUUCUAAUAUUAUUAUUUUUUUUACCUUAUUUGUUGAAUACCUUGAUUGUGUAUAACCAUGAAUUAAUAUUUGCCGCUCCUAAGAAUCUCUUGAUCUUCCUCACGGUAGACACACUUUUAAUAUGUUAAAUUCAAACUUGAUUGGCUUUUGAGAUGCGGAUGAUGUCAAAUGUGGGUUAUUAUACACUUUAAACAGUACAAUGUCUCUUAUAUCACCUAAACAACAUUUGUUUUCAUAUUUAAAAGCUGUUGAUCAGCCUGUACAGUCCUAAUGCUUGUAUCUUUGUGCGCAUGUGCUCUUUCCUGAACACACAGUACAGACAGUGUAAGUCUCUUAGAUUCUUGUUAGUGUAAAGCUGUACAAGAAAGACAGAGAAUGCUUUAGUUUAUCACUUAAUCAGGUUCACGUUCUCAGUUUAAAAGAAGAGACAGCUUAAACAAUAAAUUCAGAUGUUCAUUGCCAUUGCUGACAAUUGUUUUCUCUCUUCAUUCAGCACAUUCGUGUGUCAAAUACAGAUACUUCCUGAGGUGUUCUCCAGAGUAUUUGACUAUUGAUGCCUAUUUGUAAGCCAAAUUAGGAUGUUUUUCUGAUGAAUUAAA